Molecule: messenger RNA, 1124 nt
Organism: Helianthus annuus (common sunflower)
Lineage: Eukaryota; Viridiplantae; Streptophyta; Magnoliopsida; Asterales; Asteraceae
Product: peroxidase 4
Exons: 3
Coding region: 34-1002 (322 amino acids)
Biological process (GO): hydrogen peroxide catabolic process; response to oxidative stress
Molecular function (GO): peroxidase activity; heme binding
Source: RefSeq, a predicted model, not a curated record
GUUACCUUUAGUAACAAAAAAAAAAGUAACAAAAUGGCUUCUUCUAUUCUCAUCUCCUUUGCAUUGCUUGCUUCUACCUUGUUCUUCAUGAGUGGUCCCUCUUCAGCCCAACUCACUCCCAACUUCUACUCAAAAAGUUGCCCGAAGGUUUUUGAUGUUGUCGGCUCAGUGGUUAGGGCCGCUGUAGCCAAGGAGAAACGCAUGGGUGCAUCUCUCCUUAGGCUCCAUUUCCACGAUUGUUUUGUAAAUGGGUGUGACGGGUCCAUUCUACUAGAUGACACAUCUUCGUUCACUGGAGAAAAGACUGCCAGGCCGAAUGUGAAUUCGGUUAGGGGUUUUAAUGUGAUUGAUGAUGUAAAGAAGAAGGUUGAAGGAGUUUGUCCCGGUGUUGUCUCUUGUGCUGAUAUACUGGCGAUUUCUGCUCUUGAAUCCAUGCUUGCUUUAGGUGGGCCUGAAUGGACAGUCAAGUUAGGAAGAAGAGACUCCAAAACAGCCAGCUUCUCCGCGGCAAACAGCGGCGUUAUUCCGCCACCAACAUCCACCCUCAGCAACCUCAUCAACCGCUUCCAAGCCGUCGGUCUAUCCACUAGAGACAUGGUGGCACUCUCGGGUGCACACACAAUCGGACAAGCACGAUGCACCACAUUUAGAGCACGUAUUUACAACGACACCAACAUUGAUGCCGCAUUCGCCAGAUCACGCAGAUCAAACUGCCCUCGUCCAUCCGGCUCAGGCGACAACAACCUUGCACCACUUGACGUUAAAACGCCCAACAGUUUCGAUAACGCUUAUUAUGGGAAUUUAAUUAGCCAAAAGGGUUUGCUUCGGUCGGACCAGCAGUUGCACAAUGGUGGCUCCACCGAUUCGUUGGUGGAGCAGUACAACAAAAAUCCGCGUAGUUUCUAUGCGGAUUUUGCGGCCGCUAUGGUUAGGAUGGGUGAUAUCCGUCCCCUUACCGGCCGCAAUGGGGAGAUUAGGAAGAAUUGCAGGGUGCCUAAUUAGUAAUUGUUAUAGUGUGAAUUUUAUGAUUUGAGUUGAUGUUGUUGUAUUUUGUUUGUCAAAUUACUGUUUGAAUGGGUGUAAUUUUGUUCAUGCAAUAAAUAAUAUGUUUCUGUUUGUUUUAA